AUGGCAACGAAUACAGAGACAGCUCAACUGAACGCCUAUCCAUCUCCGUAUCCAGCCCCAUCAAAAUCUACCUCAGGCACCGUGAAUGGCCGGCUCACUUCCGUCACGUCAAUCGGCUUCGCAGACAAGAUCCUCAUCACCAUCACACAAGCCGGCAAACUGGCUCACUGGGUUCACGUUCCUCUGUCAACAGCAUCAGCCGACCCGAUGAAUCCAGGACCAAUGGCAGGCUCUGGUUCUGAGAACGACUUACUUCCGAUGACACACUUGACAGCUACGACAGUUCUCGGUGGCACGAAGCGGGAGGAUGAGGUCGUCGGUCAGACUCUGGCCACUACAAUUGGCAGCGCUAUCUUGAUGAAGCGAUCUAGUGAGGAGCGGCUUCUUGUGGUCGGGCUGGGCUUGGAGGAUGCGGCUGGGAUUUUGACUGGACGGGCGCAGUUCGACGAAGUGGUUGGCUUGGUGCUCGAAGUGCUUUCCUGA
This is a messenger RNA of Zasmidium cellare ATCC 36951, 483 nucleotides long. RefSeq lists its product as uncharacterized. The transcript has a single exon. Lineage: Eukaryota; Fungi; Ascomycota; Dothideomycetes; Mycosphaerellales; Mycosphaerellaceae. Gene Ontology annotation, biological process: proteasome assembly. The record is from RefSeq and is a predicted model, not a curated record. Bases 1 to 483 code for a protein of 160 amino acids.